Bacidia gigantensis is the source of this 1923-nucleotide messenger RNA. RefSeq lists its product as uncharacterized. NCBI's taxonomy places the organism in Eukaryota, Fungi, Ascomycota, Lecanoromycetes, Lecanorales, Ramalinaceae. Gene Ontology annotation, molecular function: heme binding; monooxygenase activity; iron ion binding. The record is from RefSeq and is a predicted model, not a curated record. The transcript has a single exon. Bases 1 to 1923 code for a protein of 640 amino acids.
AUGGCGUCACCAAUUCUUCUUUCCUUAGCUGUUCUGUUCGCCUUUUACGCUCUUAAUCUUUUACGACAGUUUUUCAAGAACCGAGCAACUGCAAAGGCGUCGGGCAUACCGUACUACUACAGUAUCGCCUAUCCUGGAUUUCGCUUGUGGCGAAUAUCUGCUCUCGUCCUUGAGCCACUUCUUCGAUUACUUCCAGAUAGAUGGCUGGAUCCAUGGCUGGACCUGGCCCUGAAAUUCGGUUGGUCUCGUCGCUUCGAACCAUUCGCCAGAAUCGGCUCUGGUUGCUUCUUGAUCGUAACGCCUGGGUCCUUGACCUUGUACAUGGCAGAAGCCGCGGCGAUUACCCAAGUCGUGAAUCGUAAAAAUGACUUCCCAAAGCCAGUCGAGAUGUAUGGGAUCCUUCGCAUCUACGGCGACAAUGUAGUGACGACAGAGACACAACAAUGGAGACAUCACCGGAAAAUCACGAGUCCACCAUUUUCGGAGAGGAACAAUCAAUUAGUAUGGCUCGAGACCUUGAACCAGACUCAGAGCAUGGUCGACAGCUGGUUUGACCAAGAUCAAGACCGAUCGAGGACUAUCACUACUCUUGUUCAAGAUGCCAUGAGGCUGAGUCUGCACGUGAUCAGCAGGGCUGGUUUUGGUGUUGGUUUGGCCUGGCCCGGGGCUAGAAGCCAAGACAACGAUGCGUCAGUGAUAUCGCCAGACUCGAAUCCUGGCCACACGAUGACUUACAUGGAAGCCAUAAGCACGGUGCUUCAUCGUCUCUUGUUCAUCCUCUUACUCCCCGAUUUUCUCUUGAAAAUACUCCCCUUCAAAGUCACGAAGGAGGCACAUGUUGCCUUUGUGGAAUGGCGUCAAUACAUGAAGGAUAUAUAUGACAAGCGAAAGAGUCAAAUUCUAGCAGGUCAAGAGGGUGACUCGACGGACUUGAUGGUCUCCAUGCUCAAAGGCGCCGGCUUGAAAGCUCAAGAAGAUGCUCAGGACGACAAAAAAAUGCAGCAAGCUUUGACGGAAGACGAAAUACUAGGCAAUGCCUUCAUAUUCAUUCUCGCUGGACACGAGACGACUGCUAAUUCGAUCCAUUUCACCAUGGCCUAUUUGGCUAUGAAUAUCCCAACCCAGCGUAGGCUACAAGCCGAUUUAGACGAAACCUUUGGGUCUGCGCCUGUGAGUGAGUGGCAGUACGAGAAACAUGUGCCACAACUCUUCAAUAAUAUGGCUGGCGCCGUCAUGUGUGAAGAGCUACGGCUAGUUCCACCCGUCACCGAUAUACCCAAAUGCACUCGGACUCCGCAGGAUCUCGUCAUUGGCGGCAAGCACUACACUGUCCCAGGCAACAUUAUGAUCCACUUAUGUGCGCCUUGCGCCGGCCGAAACCCAAAUUCAUGGCCAGCAGGACCCCCAGCUGACCCUGACAAUCCUUCACAUCCAUACUCGAACCGCGACAACGAUUUGGAGGAAUUCAAGCCAGAACGAUGGAUUCUUAAUUCCAGCAAGAUCAAUGAGACUCAAGAGCAAACCGAAUCUAGUCCUCCUUCAACUGCACUUCCAAGUGUAGACUCUGGAGUAGACACAGGAGCAGGCUUGUUCAAACCCGAGAAAGGCUCUUUCUUGCCUUUCAGCGAUGGUCACCGGUCUUGCCUUGGACGUCGAUUCGCACAAGUCGAGCUACUUGCUUUUCUGGCUUUGGUCUUCAAGCAUUACAGCGUUGAGCUCUCUGUCGAGCAGUGGGCCAGCGACGAGCAAGUAGAGAAGAUGGAUCCAAUAUCCAAGAGGGAGACUUGGGAGAAGGCUAAAGCAAAGAUUGAGAAGUCACUCAGAGAUGAUCUGGACAGUAUGAUCACCCUGCAACUACAGAAAGGCCACCUCGCACUGAGGCUGGUGAAGAGGGGUAAGGAGACAUUCGACUACAGGCAAUGA